AGUCCCAUUUAGCUGAAAGAUUACCGCAAUUGUGAACACUCAGAGGAAGAAUUAGGAUAUGCACGUUCAUGAACGUGAGUGGCGAAAAUUCUGAAAUUAUCUCAAUUAGUCUGCAACGUCUGCUGUCUUAAAGCGACAUCAAUACGGACAUGACAUCAUGCACACCGUGUUUCUGAUCAUGGCGGUGUUUGGGACGGUAACCAAAGGCUGGGCGGACACAGGGGAUGACGAAAGAUUGUAUCAGCACCUUUUCAAGGACUAUAAUCCGCUCAUUCGACCAGUGGUCAACAUCUCAGACACCAUCGUCGUUCAAUUUAAUCUGGCCCUGAGCCAGAUAAUAAAUGUGGACGAGAAGAACCAGAUUAUGAAAACUAACGUCUGGCUACAAGUGUACUGGGAUGACUACCAGCUGAAAUGGGACCCGAAGGACUACGGAGGGAUCGAGGCGCUGCGCAUCCGACCAGAGAAAGCAUGGACCCCGGAUAUUGUGCUGUUUAACAAUGCGGAUGGAAAUUACGAAGUUUCCUACAGAUCGAAUGUCAUCGUGUACAAAGAUGGCGCAGUUAAUUGGAUACCCCCAGCGAUCUACAAGAGUUCUUGCACAAUAGAUGUACAGUACUUUCCUUUUGACGAGCAAAUCUGCGACAUGAAGUUCGGUUCUUGGACCUUUAAAGAGGACCAGCUGAACUUCACCUUCUACAUGAACAUGAAUUCCCUCGACGUCACCGACUACUUGAAGAGCGGCACGUGGGAUAUCCUCGACAGUCCCGCCAAGAUCGAACGCGUGCCACAUCCGGUCACUGGCGAUUAUAAAACCAUGGUCAUAUUCACUUUCAAAUUGCGGCGCAAAACUCUAUUCUACACUGUUAAUCUUAUAAUACCGUGUGUAUUGAUCAGCUUUGUUACUAUAUGCGUGUUUGCCUUGCCAGCGGACGCAGGGGAGAAAAUAACGCUCUGCAUAUCUAUUCUUCUCGCAUUGGUUGUGUUUCUUUUACUAAUCUCUAAAAUUCUGCCGCCGUCGCUGACUAUCCCUCUGGUGGCGAAAUAUUUACUGUUCACUUUCAUUAUGAAUAUAGCAGCAAUAUCAUUAACAGUCAUCGUCAUCAAUAGAAACUAUAGGACGCCGCGCACAUACCAGAUGCCUUACUGGGUGAGAUUGGUCUUCCUGAAUUAUUUGCCACGUCUUUUGUUUAUGGAGCGACCGGGCCACAGCACGAGAUGGCGACCCCCGGAAGACCAUCGCGUGGGACAUUCGGAAGACACGCCGCAACGGACACCACGUGGCGUGAACUCCAGGUCACCAGAUGUUACGCAGUAUUUACCACACUCAUGUGGAGGACAGUAUGAGAAUUUAGUUGAAUCUGUUGAGUUACCGGAACUCCGCAACCACUCCCCCUGCCGUUUGACGGUUUCGCCCGUUCGAGAGCUGCAUCCGCGUGUGACAAGCUACGAGGAUGAGGCCAUUGCACAACUGUCGCCCGAAAUCUUAAAAGCAGCUGAAGCCUUGAGGUUCAUUAGUCGGCAUCUGAAAAACGAGGACGAAUACAACACGGUUUUGGAUGACUGGAAAUACGUAGCGAGGGUAAUAGACCGCCUCCUUCUCUACAUAUUUCUCUGUGUGACCGUAUUGGGCACGGUGUGCAUCCUCAUGCAAGCGCCGCACAUCCUAGAGUAUGUCGAUCAGGAUCAGAUCAUUCAGGACAUCAUCAGCAAGUGGGUUCUCAAACCACGUGACCCGUGACCGGAAGUAACGUCGGUUGCCAUAGAGGCGCGCUCGUGUAUGUGGCCGUAUAUGAUGCAGGGAUAUGCAUAUAAUCGAAUAACCCUUUGCUCGUUGGCUGACUAUUCAACGUUAUGUUCAUCAACGUAUGCUAUAUGACGGUGUUGACAUAGAUACAUCAGUAUUGAUUAACGUGGUGAGAUGUGUGCGACUGUGCAGAUUUGAUUGGAGACAGAAUCGACAGAGUAAGGCGGUGGGUUCGAACGAUACACUCAUGUGUGUUAUUCAGAAUUUAUUCACAGGCGCUCGAUGACAAUGUUUCUUUUAAUUUAUUCAAAUAUUUUUUGUUUUUUUUUUAGUUACCCGUUGUUUAUUAUAAUGCAUACACAUACUAAAUCAAUAAAAAUAUUUCGACAAAACGGCAUCUUAAAAAAGAUAGCUCGACUAUGUAUAUAGAUGUUGACAAGGUAAAUCACUCGCCAUUUUCUCAAUAUCUAUAUACAAAGUCGAACUAUCCUCUUUUUAAGAAGACAUUUUGUCGGAAGAUUUAUAUUGAUUUAGUAUGUGUAUGCAUUAUAAUAAACAACGGGUAACUAAAAAAACCCAUAAAAAACAACAAAAAACAACAAGAUUGCCAUACAGCGCCUGUGAAUUUAUUGUUAUCAUAAUUGAUUAUCACCAAAGAUUUUCCAACUGUCAUUGUAGUUUACAUGUGUGUAUUAGUUAUGAAAGGCAAGGGGAAAUUGCUUAUGAAUGCACGGUUGCGAGUUAGUUUUCUACAAGAGGUCAUAGAAGUGCAUGCUUGUUUAUUAUCGUAACACAUUGUAUAUUCUGAUAAGACGUUAACUAAUUGAUAAUGACUGGACAUUU
Messenger RNA from Dreissena polymorpha, 2590 nucleotides. Its product is annotated as acetylcholine receptor subunit beta-like 1. The transcript has 7 exons. The coding region runs from base 158 to 1741 and encodes 527 amino acids. The record is from RefSeq and is a predicted model, not a curated record. Gene Ontology annotation, cellular component: synapse; postsynaptic membrane; neuron projection. Gene Ontology annotation, biological process: regulation of membrane potential; chemical synaptic transmission; monoatomic ion transmembrane transport. NCBI's taxonomy places the organism in Eukaryota, Metazoa, Mollusca, Bivalvia, Myida, Dreissenidae. Gene Ontology annotation, molecular function: transmembrane signaling receptor activity; acetylcholine-gated monoatomic cation-selective channel activity.